GGCGGUGCCAUAGGCAGCACCAUCUUGUUUUUCGCUUCUGCACAUGCACAGAACAAUUUUUACUGCACACAAGCAAACUAGCAAGUGCCUGCUGAAACCCAUCCCUGAAGCUUCGUGCUGCUGGGAAAACCUAGGUCAGAAUAGGUGCUUCUUGCAGGCUAUCAGAUUCCUACAGGCUCAGAACUUUCCCGGUUGCAAUGUCUGUUUAUGAGGCAGCUCCAGUAGAGGGAGGGGCGCCUUGGAUGAUCCUGCAGGAGGAGCAGCUUUCUUUCUGGUGUGAAGCCAGCUUGCCCUCCUGUGGUGCAUCUUGAGAAACAUGAGAGCGUGUACCACAACACAGUUAGUAAACUGGCAGCCAAACUACUACUCCUGGCUAACGUAACAACACAACACAACAACAACAAGCUUGACUUGAAAGCGCCUCUAUUGUACUUCUGUAAAUUUGGACUUUGAAUAAGCAUUCAGGGGUAUAAAAAAUAAAAGAAUCUGAAAUGUAUAAAUUGUAAAUAUUUUGUAGGUCUUGUAGUGUGCUUAGAUAUAAAGCUGUACCAAAUAAAAAUACUAAUAAUAAAACUUUUAAUUCUGAGAUAAAUUUCUGUUUAAGAUGGAGAUGCAUUUUCUUACAUUUGGGCUUUGAUAUCAGAAACUACAUUUACUCAGUAUUUUUCUCAAAACCUUAAGUUACUUGGAGGGUUGCAGAACUCUAGCAAUGAGACUUAUUGUGAAAAUUACUUUUGCGGCAUUCCGUACACAUUCUUUUCUUUAAGAAUGCAAGCAAAUCCUAACUUUGAAUACACAGACCUGCUUGUUAAUGUCUCUUUUCUACUUCUAGCAAACAAGAAAGAAGUUCUCUACUCCAGGAGCCUCAAUUUACCUGAAGACUAUUGAUUAGUUAGCAAACAUCACUUUAUUGCUUCUCUCAACAUGGACACAUGGCGGAGAGGAUCUAUUAGGUCCUCAGGUUUCUUCAAGCGGCUCUCAUUCAGAAGGAACAAGAAAUUGGGCAACCAGACUAUUAUCUUGAACCAGAACAGCCAAACAUUAGACUCCAAUGAACAGUACGACAAAAAGAGAUUCCUAAGAAAUUUCAAAGUCAAGCAAGACUAUUUUCCAUGUCAAAGUGAACAAAAUCUUACCACUAAAACACAACCACCUCCCAAACCACCUCGCUUAUAUCUGGACACUGCCAGCUGCCCCAAUAUAAUAGACCACAGAGAAUCUUCCUCUACAGAUAUAUCCUUUUCAAGCACUUCCUGCCAUUUUCAUAAGGCUACUCAAACGCAACCUGAUCUAUUAUACAAAGCCCAAACCAUGAACUCUGAAACACUCCCCAGGAACAGUAAGCCUCCUUUUGAUCCAUCAGACCCCUUCCUUUCCUUCACACUAGAUUUGGGACCCUCACUCCUGGAUGAUGUUUUACAAACACUCAGAAAACAGAAUUUACUAUUAAAUUAGCUGGAAUUCUCACUAAAACCAAGAAAUUAAUCAUACUGACUCAUCUGAUUCAUGGACUAAGUUAUUUUUAGUUCUUUUUAAAAUAUUUUUUCCCCAAAGAAGAUUAGAAGUUGCUAUUAAGUAAAUUAUGUUUUCUAUCUCAUUUUGAUAAGCAGGCAAUAUACUUGCUAUAUUUAACCAAUCAGAAAUUCUAGACAGUAUGAAUAUGUGUAAGAAGACGAUGGUUUUGGCUGGGAACGCUGCAUCUCUGGAUUUGUUUGGGUAAAAUAACCUUAAAUAUCUCAGAACUCAAUUGUUAUAAAUAAGGUUUUGAUAGGACACAGGAGGCAGGAGUCCUGAUCUACUAAUAAUGAAAUGGGAACUCUAAAUAUGAAAUUUAUCUUCUUUUGUGCCAGUACAGAAUUUUUCUAAUUUCUUCCUUCAAUUUGGAGGAACUGAUUGGGAGAAUUAAUAAUUGCAAUUACAUGAAUAUAAAAUGUGAAUGCAUAUGCUAUUCUUUAUUAAACCAAUUUGCUUUAUUUCCUUUGCACAUUUUUUUAAUUUCCAGUGACCAGUAUUCAUUUAAUAGAUAAAUGAAAGUCUUAGUAUUACCCUUUCUAGCCUGGCAUCUUCAAAAUUAUUUGGUUCUACUAGUUUCAACCAAUUUGAUCAUUGCUGUGAUGAAACACAUCUGAAAGAUGUUAAAUUGGGGGGGGGGGGAAGGUUAUCCUACUUUAUGAAGUACUGUAUCUUCUACUAGCAAUCAUUUGCAGACAUCAUUGUGGCUUAUAGUAACAUCAAUUAAAGAAGCAAACAGCUGGAAUGAGGAAACCAUAGUUUCAGAAGAGAGCAGCAAGGGACUUCAUCCAAAUUGGAUCAGAAUCCCACAGCCGUUUUGUUGCCAAAUUAAAGCAGCUGCGUCAGGCAGAUGCAAACAUGACUAAUGCUAUUAAUACUUCUGAAUUCUGAACUCCACCUAUUGCUUAAAACUGGAUUGUGACAUGAAUACGUGAUACAAGAAGGGCUUCCAUUGUUUUUUCAACUUCAAGGUGGUAUGAGUAUAUCAGUGUCAAAAAUGAGCUCAUGUUUACUUCCUCAGACUGAGAACAAAUAUAGCCAGACUUUGCAAUUAUCUCAGUUUUCUAACACACACACACACAAACAAACAAAAAUCAAUAGUAUUAUAUACUUCAAAGUAUUGCCGACAAACAGGUUCAAACCACAAGAUGUUCCCUCCUCGAUGCAUGAGAAUGACAACAUUUAUACAAUAUAGGCCUAUAAUUGCCAUCAAAUUGAUAAAUCAACCCCAUGAGUGACAAGAAAAAAAGGAGGCACAAGAGAGGAAUCUGUAGUGAAACUACCUCACAAAAUCUAGAACAAGUAGUUGUAGGAAGGUACUUUCCCACUGGUUUCUUUGAGCAGUGUAACUGUAAAACAUUUUCCUCUCAUUAAAAUUAAUGGUAGAACAAACUGCUCCAGUUCCAAGCACAAUGUAACUUGCAGGCCCAGAAGAGGAAUGACUUGGGGGCAGGUAUUAUUUUUAGCUACUGAGCUCUUUUAACAUAUUGCGUGGCAUGUGUCAUCACAAUACUGUAAAUCCAUAGGGGAUGUUCACCUAUUCCACCAAAAUGAUUAUCAUAAACAUGACUAAAUGCGGUUUACUACAAAACAAAUCGAUGACAUCUGUUGCCCUUUUUUAUUUUAGUUUUUAUUCUUUUUGCCAUAAUAUACUUAACAGACUGAAAAAACUACCACAACAUAAAAAAAACAGAGUAAAUAUAAAAAACAAAACCCAAACAAAGCAACACAAAAGGAAAAAGUGUAUUAAUGUAUCACAGGGCCCUUCAGUUGUUCACUCAUGCUCUAAUCUCUUCAGAACUUGAUUACGGUACUACAUGUUCUACAUGGGACUGCCCUUGAAGCUUCCACUGGUCCAGAAUGCAACGAUAUGUGCAGUAAUACAUUGAUAUACCCAUUUAACACCUCGGCUUUUCAAGUUGCAUUGGUUGCCAUUUAGUUCUGGGUGUCAUUCAAGAUGUACUGUAUAUACUCGAGUAUAAGCCUAGUUUUUCAGCCCACUUUU
This is a messenger RNA of Thamnophis elegans (Western terrestrial garter snake), 3517 nucleotides long. RefSeq names its product chromosome 1 C15orf62 homolog (gene C1H15orf62). NCBI's taxonomy places the organism in Eukaryota, Metazoa, Chordata, Lepidosauria, Squamata, Natricidae. The record is from RefSeq and is a predicted model, not a curated record. Bases 925 to 1455 code for a protein of 176 amino acids. The transcript has a single exon.